AUGUCGGCUCUACGAGGAGUAUUACGCGAGAGCGAAUGGGCCUCCACACCAUGCCAACAGCCCCAACCGCACGACCCCCCCCCCCACCCACCAGACGGCCUCCCGCUCUACCAGUCCGAUUUCCGUACCGAAACCCUGGAUGUCCUUAUUGCGCAGCGUUCGGACUCCAAGCUCAGCGAUGUGAACACACUCCGCCAAGUAAGUCAAUCUUCGUUGCUCCUACUUACUUGGCUCUAUCGUCCCAUCCACCCUUUUUUACAAUCCCCGCUAAGCUAGACGGUCACAAUAUGCUAGCCCUAGAAGACACAGGCGCCAACGUUUCCUUCGUGAAUAGCUCCAGCCUCACUCGCGAGUUAUACGAGCAGAUCUACCACACGAGUGGCCCCCAUACCCUGUGGGUAGCGAACGGCACUUUAAUACCCAUCUUGGGUCGCAUAACCCUAGGCCUCACUAUAGACAACACAGAGGUGACAUACCCAUUCCUGGGGGCGACAUAGGGCCCGUGGGCCUUAGUUCUAGGGUUGGAUCUCCUGCCGGACUACGACUGCGUUAUCCGCACAAAGAGUCGCCGCCUGUCAGUUCCGACACUCCCAGAACCUCCCACCCAUACACCAUCAGAGAACCUCGAUCUGAUAUACAACACCGUGGUAGCAGCCGCAACACUCAAGCCGUCCAACAUUGAUGCGAACCUACCCUCAGCAGAAGCAGUCGGGUCAGAUAACCGCAAUAGACUACGUAGACACCUACUGUCAUUCUCCGGGUUGUUCACCUAAUCAACCGAUGCAAUCGGGCGCAGCCGCAAAGUUCAACACGCAAUUAGCAGGGACGGCGCCAAGCCCAUUUGGUAACCCCCACGCCGAAUACUGGUACUGUUCCGAGCAGAGGUAGACAAAAUCAUAUAUAAACUGCUAAAAACCCGCAUUAUACAGUCGUCCUAAUCUCCAUGGGCAUCAUCUAUAGCCCUAGUCCCCAAAAACGACGGCUCCUUCCGUCUCUGAAUAGACGAUCACCGCCUGAAUGCCGUAAAUGUCCGCAAUUCAUUCCCACUACCGCGCUUAGACGACACCCUAGAUAGCCUUCGCGGGGCAGCCUAAUUAUCGACACUGGACCUUAACUUGGGCUAUUGGCAGGUCGAGAUAGAUCCCAAAGACCGUCAGAAGACCGCGUUUAUCCUACCACAAGAAAUGUUCGAGUUCCAGACGCUUCCUUUCGGACUAUGUAAGGCCUCCGCCACUUUCCAACGACUGAUGUACCAAGUGUUCAACACCCUGUCCCACACAAAUGCCUCGUUUAUCUGGACGACAUCAUCGUAUUCGGCCCCGAUGUCGAACAACACAACCGCAAUUUAAGAGAUGUGUUAGCAGUCCUCCGCGAUGCCUGCCUGACGUUGAACCCGGUCAAAUGCACAAUCCUACGGCCAGAAGUACAAUUCCUGGGCCAUAAAAUCUUUCCAGGCCGCAUAGUCGCUUUACCAGACCGACUUAAACAGAUUCGCACCUGGCCGACACCCGCCAACCAGACGCAAUUGCGUAGUUUCCUAGGUCUUGCCUCUUACCACCGACGGUUUAUCCGUAAUUUCGCCCACAGGUGUGCAAGUAUCUGACACUGGGGCGUAAUUACUUAGUUAUAACAAAAUGGACCAAAAAAAUACUUAUUUUUUGCUGUUAUUGCCAGUAGCGUUUCCUAAAUUGAUUUGUGUUUAAACAAGUCAAUAUAUAACUACUACUAUUGUCAUAUUUCGCCGGGUCUCCUGAUUCGUCAAAUAGGUCCUUCGUGUAUUUCUGUCGGGCUUCGAUCGCUUGUACGCGCGUAGUUGUCAGAUGGCUGAGAUAGGAAGGCGGCGUGCCGUCUCUUUUUGCGCGGUAAUUAUUCCAGCUAAAUUUAUAACACAUUUUCUCACUGCUUCCUUUGCCGAGCCUCUGUUCUUGCCGAGUUAGUUAUUGCCGCCUAGGAUUGCAAACAUUGUUAAAAAUCAUGCACUAACAAGUCGGCAGUCCACGCAAUCUGUGAACGUUGGUGUAUUGCCAGUGGCGUGACCGGCCAAGUUCUUGCGACUGCCUAAUAGGCACAACCUGUCCUUGCGUCCCUCCGUAUGAUUGGUACACGCGGCGUCCAAGGCUUUACUGACGCGCGCAUGCAUCGUUUGCACAUAGUGAAGACACCUGCAAGGGGAUUGUGUCUCAUGUACGCUGGAGGGUCUUCUCUGUGUGGUAGUAACUGACUUUUCCAGAGAUGGAUGGACGACCUCCAGGCCGUCGAUGACGCAUGCGCCAGCAAUUUACUGACUGAUACAGGUUGUGCUGAGUCUGCUAACCGCAUAAGUGGACGUGCUCUUGUAGAAAAAUCAAAGCUGCUGACCCAGGGAUAACCAAUUAAUAGGGUAUUGUUCUCAGAAAACAUUUCAUAUUGUAAUUCAGCUAUAAGGCUUCUCUUGUACUUAUUUCGUUUGGUUGUGACGUGUAGUUUAAAAUCACUUGUCCGAGAUGUUCUUCCACACUUCCCCCGGUGACGUGGUGGCGGAGACUUAAAGGCCCGUAUCUCCAAAAAUAUGUUAUUUGCAUAAAACUGGCAUAAUUUUAACAUGUUAAUCUUGGUACUAUAGUGGCAUGAUUUUAACAGUCUUAUCAUCUAAAUGUAAAGCUGAUACUCCCAGGUUUAUGCUGCGUCCGACCGCCACCGCCUGGCUGUGUUGUCAAACGCACAUUGGCUAGUACAUCAACUACCUCUUGAAGGCACUUACCCUUAUGGGUCAGUGUGUCUUCUAAUCUAUUCUGGGCAUACAGAAAAAUCUCAUAUUUAUUUUGUCCAAUUAGCUAUGACUGCUCAUACUGCACACCAAACGUGGCUGUCUUAUGGUCUAAAGGAAUCGUGCGACGAAACCGACAGCGAAGACUUACCCUAGACGACUUUGCCUAUGUGUGUUACGUAGACACUACGUUUGCCCUUGUUGCUGGGACAGUUAAAUUAUCUCGUCAUAUCUUCCACCGUAACGACUUGCAUUUGUCGGAGAUGAGGACAAUGGCGUGUAAUCUAACACUUAAGGUCGAACAUAGUGCUCACUUUGCAAAACCCUGCAUAUUUCUUCACGCGCCAGUUUUCCUUGCAAUAUUUCGCUGCACAGACGUACCAUGCAUACAUUAGGUCCCUGGGACGCCAUGAGGUAUAAAUAUAGGCGUCGGAAACGUGAAUGAAAACAGAGUUACCAAUAUGGUAACGGUCGCUGCCACUACGCGCAGUACGUCUACUUUUCACCAGGUUCUCACUUAUGCGGACAUAUCGGUCAGUUACUUCAUUUCCUGUCGUCAGUGAAUUGGUUACUAUGGGCCGCAUGGGGACACUAACGUGUCUGUCAUCACGGUCAUGUGGCGUGAAGCCAUUUCUCCGUUUUUUCCCAAGCGACAAGCCACGUUUUGUGAGGCCUUCUUGACCUUCUCUGGAGUCUCCUUAACCAACCCAGAAAACCUUCAGAUGGAAAUGGCAAGAAGAUGUCCAUUGGCUCCUAUCUGGCAACGUUAUCGGGAAUGUGCGACACUUAGAACAUUAUGCACCACUGUACAAACGUAGGAACGAGUUAUGAAAUGCCCAGUCAGACUGCGACAACAUGGUAACCACUCGGCAUACAGAGUGCUGUAUGACAGCAAUAUUGAGGAGAGGAACAAUUGUAAAAAGUUCCCAUACGCAUGUUCAGAAGGUACACAGUACAAGGUUGUGAAACCUGUAAGUAUGCGGAAUGCACCUAUUCAUGAGUAAUAUUCGGCUGCUAAUGAUACCCACUGUCGAAGGUAACGACCCGUAAUUCGUACUUUGUAGGCUACUGGUUCACAAAAUAAGCAAUCUCACCAAGCCUAAGUCAUUUAAAUGCGUUGGAUCUAGAGGGGGCCGGAAAUGAGUCCAAAAAUGCAUGACAAGUAUGACGAAAUGCUACAGCGUUCAUUCCACUCGUUAAUGUUCCAUCUGCGGGACGUGCAGAAUUCUUUUUAAUCCCUGUACCUACUCCCCGAAAAGUACACAUUUCGCAACGGCGCCGGCUUGCCUAAGAAACUCCCAUGUUGGUGUCUCGCAAAUUAGGACAAAACCUCCGACUCAUGUUGCCCUCAGUUAGCUAUGUUCACUCCACUUCCUGUGACCUCGCAGAAGUCGUGCGUUAUUUUUCAGCAGUUCGAAACUGUAUCAUCCUGUUUUGAGGACCAUAGUAAAUCCUCGCAAGAAACACCCCGCUUUUAACCGUUUAACGAUCCUGCCUAGGAUAAGUGAAAUCCGGUUCUUGUCUUACGGCUAACCGGUAUGCCAUUUAUACUAAAAUACACUGUUAACUGCGGUAGACGUUUCGAAAUUGUCCAAACUGUGUUGGUACUACUUAUGGCAGAGGGGCGCUCACCGAUCGUUUUUAAGAAACUCACUUAUCCCGUUGUGCCUUAGGGCUCUCUCGAGUCCAGCCAGCAGCCGCAUAGCAGCUCAUGAUAUAGGCAGAAUAGCAUUACCGACAAGACAGGGGAGACUGGAAUGACCAUUUCUGGCUUAUUGGCAGUCGUCAGCCCGCUCCUCCCCUUCGUAUGGCAUCUACACUGCACACAGUCGUGCCCACCAAGAGGUCUCCCUGGAUCUAAAAGCAUAUUUUCUACAAACACUGUUAAAAGAGCUAGCGGUGUCUGCAGUUGACAAUGUGGUGGAGGUGAAUGGACAGUCUACAAGCUCACCUCUUCCCGAAUGAUCAGCCUGUCACCAACAGCUGCCGUACGUGCUGGGCCUUACACGUCAAAUUCGCUGAAAAUACCUCAGAAUUGUGAUAUCCCCACUCAUAAUUGCUCACUGCUCACACUCAUCCUAACUCAGGUUCUGAAACUGACGAAGCCGUUAAUGUCACUGAGGCAGGAUUCCUCUUUGCAUCUCUCAUUACUUCCUGAUGCUAUUUCGUAACAUUUCAAGCAAUAAGCCUUCUAAAGGCCUUCUCUAUUUUCUUGGGAACGUUAAUCGGUUAAAAACACAAGUGAAAACGAGUAAUUAGAUAUUAGAUGUAGUCACGCCAAAGUACCUUCGGCAUCCGAACAACCGUAACCGAAGAUGACUGCGAUCAAAAUCGUACCCAUCGACCCAUAGCCUGUCCCUUUCCCGUCAGAUGUUGACAGCGGCACGCUAUUGAGCUGCUAGACCACCGCGUGCACCUUUCUUGUCUGUCCCGGACCAAGAUGACUUAGGCGGUAAUUAGGAAGAAGGCCACCUAAGAUGAAGGCAUGGUGCCCACUGAAGCGAUGCACUUCCGAAAUAUUGGCAUGACUAUGGUGAAAUGCGUAUUUUAUGGUUUGGGGUUUGCGUCCAAAGCCAGAUCAUUAAUCAGUGAUGGCGUUGAGCAACUGGUCAGUGUCUCCUGGAGGCUCGAGGGCACUACAAGGCCUAUUGGUCGUUGAAGUGAAGCCUGUUCGCUUUCGUUUGGCCAUCUGAAUGUGUUUACGGGGAAAGCACGUUUCACAGUUUUUAUUUUUCCGUCAGAAUACCAGCGAUUUCUUUGAUUAUAUUUCGAUGCAGUUUACUACCCCUCAUUCACCCAUGCUCCAGGAAUAACUCGUUUUGGCUUAUGCGUUCGGUUAUCCAAUAGUACCCUUGCUUUAAACUGGCAUAUCCGGACGGUUACUUAUUUUACCUUAAAGCAUUCCCGUAUAAUCUUCUGUUUUCUUCAUACGUGACAAGUCGACUUUUUUUCCUCCUAGCCCUCGCUGGUGAAACAGUUGCCGAAACCACUUCCCGAACAAACGAAUCUGCAAGUAGCCGAUGACCAACUUCCAACGAAUAAACUCUGUGCUCUUGCACGAACGUCGUUCUCUUUUUCAGGAAGUCAGAAAAGUAGCCUCCAUGGUUUGGUCCACUCCCAGGACACUGGCUCAGUCAACGACGGAGAGGUCUUCGCUUCGAGUGGCCCAUACUGUGGGAACCUGCUCGGGGAAUCGGAUUCACUGGCAGCGUUUUCUUGUGCCUCCCGUAAAGUUGCAGUAUGCGUCCCUCCCCCACCUUCACUGGUCUUAACUGCUCCUAUCAGUGAAGAACACUCAACACCCAACGACCCUGCCAACCUUAAAUCAGCGUUACGGGAAACGACAGGAUCAACCGACCACUCCGGCCAGAUCUCUCGUCUGUCUCCGUCCAGGAGGCUCUGGACCUCUUCCGUUUGUCCUCCUCCAAACGCGUCGCUUUUGGAUUCAACUAUGGUCAAAGAAUAUUUAGCGCAGGUACGGUUAUUAAGUGUUAACAGCCACUGUCGCCCGUGCUCGGGAUACUAGUUCACUCAUCCCCGACUUUGUUGACUACUUCACUUCCUGCGCAUUCGAAUACGCAGGAUAUGCGUAAUGACCAUCUUCAAGUCAUGGGAGCUGUGCCCAGUCUGGUACAAAAACACGUCCCUUUUCUCCGAUCAAUUUGGCAGCAUGAUAGCGGCUACCGAACUCCCAGUACUCUCAUCUUGUGGAUACAAUUAGGUAAGCAGCAGUUCUAGGUCAAGAGUGGCAAAACCAAAUUCUCGAGACGCAUGAUGACAAAUUCGUCCAGACUAUUUCAGUCAUCACCCUUGAGUGGCAUGAGAUUUCCGGGAUGUUGUUGCAGUGAUCCUGGACUGUCCUUCAAGACGAAUCCGGUGUACUUCACCCUAGGGCUGGUUCUUGGAUGAUGGUAUUCAGGUACCUCCAGUUCUCGCUCCCCACUCAGGCGCACGGAUAAACAUUCAUAACCAUAUAGGUGAACUGACUGGAAAGAUGCCCGACACAGGCUAAUCCUCGUGACUAGCGAUAUCACGUCGGGUUCACAGACGCCUGAUAAGGACUGUGAAAACCCUACAAGCAUUAUCGAUUCCGGAGGUGAUGCCGUUCUAUGUCAGUCAUCUGGCGCUCAGGUCCAAAUUUGACAACGUCAGAACCGUCAGAAUCCAGUCAAUGGUUUAUCCAGAUAAGUUGGGUGGCGGAGUGCAACCUUGCUAGAAAGCAGACCGAAUAUAGGAUGACUGGGAAACAUUCUGGACGAGAACUCUUGGAGUGACAGAAGGAGGACAAGUCUUGACCACGACGGUUAUUUUUGCCGGUAUACCGUCUAACUUCACUACCCGUCACAGAGUCUCGCGGUUAAGGGAACCGAAAAUUGUAGCGAAGCCAGUAAAGCAGACAGUGUUCGAUUAGUGGUAACCGUGGCGGAGUUUAAUAAUUAGCCGCAGUGUAAAUACUUGGUCGACACAUCCACGUCCACCCUGGAACCUGGCUUGGUUUGUCCUCGUUCUCGAAUCAUGUACAUUCUGAAACCGCCUAAGAACAACGAUAACAUAGGACUUUGGAGCGGUUUUUGUUAGACUCAUGCUGCAGUGAUUCUUGCACUCUUGUUUCCAUCAGGGGCGGGCACAUGGAUGUCUAAGCCCCAGUCAUGAAGGACAAACUUUUUCGCGCAUGCUCAGCCACACCUUAGAGCCAGGACGUCAAAGUAUCGACAAGAGAAUUGUAGACCUCGAUCGGAAUACCAUCAUCUCCGGACGUCUUGUCACACAGCCUCAGUGUUGCGUCAAUUUACCGAGAACGAGUCACACAUUCAAUCAGGAAAGGGCGCACACCGAUCUAUUGGCUUCACGAAGCAAACGAGCUCUGUAUGGGUGGCAAAGGUCACGAACAGGCAACCAAUUACCAGGCCGAAGUCGGCCAAGUCAUAAUAGCAUCAAGGAGGGACGACAGAGAAUGCAGGUAGAUUGAUACAGUACUGUUUUGGGCUUAUUGUGCCUUCAUUCAGCCAAUCAUAACCCUGACCACCAGCAGCUGCGACCAGAAACACAAACAUGCGCACAGACGCACACAUUACUACGUAGGCCGAAGAAGGAUAUCACCUCGCUGCAGGGGGAGGCGAUUGUUGGGUUGUCAUCGAAAUUGAAAAGAUGUACAAAGUGCUCAUGUCAACGCCUGACCUUGACCGAGUUUUCAGCAAUAAAGCCGCAAUGAAUACUACAAUCGGUCACUCAGUAGAGAGGGGCUCAUCAGUAACUUGACGAAUAAUUUGAUAAAGUUUUAACUGGAAUAUGAGCCGUACUGCAUAGACGUCGCCAAGCCAGCCUGAUAGUUUUUGCAUUCCUAUUCAGCUGACUUUGUUGUGAUUUUGUGGGGCUUGCAGAAAGAGUAAACGUUGCGUGACCUAGCCCUAAAUGAUCGGGCCGACAACUGUAAGGCUCCUGAGCUGAUCCAGUCGCUUCUACGUCGUUGAGUAAAUUAAAAAACUGGCUGGAAAAGGCUGUGUGUACCCCUCCCCUGAACUAUAUUUAUACAGUGCCGGCUUGUUUAACUUUUUAACCAGUAGGCGGUGCGCAUUCUUCUCGCAGGUCGCGCGUUUUUCUGCGUAACUUAAUUUACGUGAUUUUCUUUCGACGCCUCUUUAUUACAUUUCAGGGUUGGAAACAGUUGCUUGUACCCAAAAACACAACCGUUCCCUACCCGUUACAUAACGCGUACGGCAUAAAUACGAUUCUUAGUUUUUUCGUUUCGUGCCCGAAAAUUACUUUAUUGACGACCAUUUGCCAGUACCUUUUUCUCAAAGGAGUUUCAAGAUGCAGUCGAACUUCUGUGUUGGGUUGCAACGCCAAGACGUCUUUUAUGGGGCAUUUUGGGUGCGGAUAAGACGUAAAUUUAUAGGCGUAUGUAGCCCUGAGCAUGGUCUGGCGUCUAGACAUUGUCAGUUUUGGCGCAACAUACUGAUCUGCCAUAGUAACCCCAACUGCGAAAUCUUAGGCUGACAAGAAUGUGGUCAAUCCGGUUGAUCGCACGAUUUUCGUUCGAACUUCAGGUGUGGUCCCUAGAAUAGUUGGUGCGCUUUAUAUACCACAAUCAUCAGGGCCCAACCCCGUUUUGAAGAAGAGGAAAGACAUUUAUAGGCCGCCUGAUAUCCUGUACAGAUGCCUGUUGGUGGUCAUAGCAUUCGGCACGCGACCGCCUCUAGGUCUGCUUCGCCCCCAGUAAGGUCAAUGUGAACGCAGUGUCCAAGUGUCAUGUGAGAGCCGGUGGGAGUUAGCUUGGUGAAUUGAUUGGAUGAUUAAGGAAUCUGUGGGCGUCCGUGAUUGGCUGUCCUCCAGACUGGAUGUGCGCGUCCACCCGCUCGUAAGCCGUGAUCACGUGAUUUCUAGCACGGUGUAUAUGCUAGAGGCGAAAGGCUCAUAUGCGCUUGAGUCACUACAAUGCUUGUGGCGAUGCCGGAAGCGCUUGUUGGUAACCAGUAGUUGACCUUGGACGGCAAAAUUCUACAUUUCUUCACCACUGUCGCAUCGACAAACGAGUCUUUAACGGCCAAUAAGGUACCUGUCUGAAGAGUCGAUUUACCCAGUCCAGCCCUUCCAACUCCCGGCAGCAAUCAACAGAUCACGACGAGCGAGUCUUUGACCACUUCUUGCAGCUAUCAGUAGUUUACUUUAUCUCGCCAACUGGCAGUUGAUGUUGGUUUGUAGACAGAAACGACAGAAGUGCCAGCAAAAUACCUCGUCAGUCGUCUGAGUGGUUCUUGCGCAAGUAAUGCGUUGUUUGUCGGCUGUGAGAGGGUGAUAGCAACCGUGUCCGCCGGGAUAGAGGGUGCAGUGGAAGUUGGCCCAUGGGCACUUGAUUUCUCGAAAGCACGAGCUGGGGAGUUCGGACAGCACACAUGCAGCAGGCAUCCAUCUUGUACUGAUGGGGACUGCGGACCACCAGACUUCGGGCACAAGCCACAUCCCAGCGUCUAAUAUCGUGGGUCUGUUCCUGAUUAGGUAGUCUAGCUUGCAUACUGCUAACCUGCGUCACUGAACCUGAGUUCCGAAACGCGUCACUAUCCUCGGGCGCCGUAGCACCAAUAACAUAUUUCCAUAUUUUGAGUACAGACCGGUUCACAACAAUCGUCUGAAUUGUUUAAGACUGUCUGCAGUUCAGAGUAGUUGCGCGUGAGCAUUGCCUUCAUCGACGUUACUGAGCUCGACGUCGUUUUCGGAGGGAGGGAGUGAAAGGGUGAACCCAAUCUUUCACAUGACAGUCGUCGAACCAAGUACUUUUUCUCCUCGUUUUUGUAGUGCAUACAAUUCUAUGGUUGACAGUACUAACGACGAGCAAAUCAUUGAGCUAAAACUUCAGAGAAGACGUCUUAGUGGAGUCGACUUGAUGGGCCGCAUUACUCUUUUCAUGAUCCUUAAAUUUUAUAAAGCUCAACUCCAGCAAGUGUAGUAAUUUCACUGCAAUACGGUUUGUACGGUACUGACUCUCUCAUUUUAGAUAGUCAUGAGUGUGCCUAUUUCGAAAUAUAAAAAUGCCUGGGCCUUAAAAUCCCAUCUUCGCAUGUUCUAUCUUCCAAGUGCUUAACCCACUUUUAGUUUACUUUGAGAUUUCAUUUGAAGCCGCCCCACUCUGGAUGGUUUUAUUCGAUGUUUUUAGGUGACAACUAAACACCCAUUCAAUGGUUUGAAAGAAAACGGCAAUUCCCAACAAUCGGAUGAAGAGAAGCUUGCCAUAAAGAAGAUCAGCGCUGGCAGAACUCCUCUCCAUUCCCCAUUUGUCCGUCCUGAGCUUUAUUGCCCACUCCAGUUCCCCAACGUCGCCUCAAUGAAGAUGCCUGUACAAAACGUUGCUUGGGUGGAACAACUCAAGGCCCGCAGCCUCACUCCACCCGUUUCCGGGUCACCACAGAAAACAGUAUGCCUUGGUUAUGACGGUGGUGGCGACGUUCAGCAGCCAGUUCGAAGGCGUUUGAUCAGCGACAACUCGGCCACUGCUCCCUUUUGUCCGUCUGCAGCUGAGGAACACGUACUCGAUGCACUGACAUCCAAGGCUGAAAUAGAACAGGUCCGACAUAAGUUCAAGGAGCUGGAAAAGAAAAGCGACGCCACCUAUCUCAAACUCGCCCGCAGUGUUUCAAGUGGGCUUGAAUUGUAGUCUUUAUCACUAUUUUAACGUGUCUUACUGUAACUCCGUGUGUCCUGUAUCAAGUGCCUUCUCAACUAUACUUUGUAGGUGCUGUUGCGCCCUUCAAGAUCGGUGAUCCUUUUUUCGGUCACAGGAGCGGUGACCAUGCAUCAUCCUUCAACUUGGCGAAUUCGCACGAAAAACCAGCGCGACAUAUAUUGUCUCCGCCGCCACCAUCGAUGUCCACCUGCCUCUCAGUUCCCACCUCCCCGAAGGCGCGUCGUGCCACUUCGAUGCUGAUGACAACCAGCCCACUGGCGAGCAGCCUGCCGCAUAGUAGCGCUCUGGCAGCUCUGUCUGAUGAGGGUUCCUCUAAGCCCACGAGGGAGCCUUCGAUGAAGGCGUCGGGUGGUCUCUGCUUCUUCGGUGGGGAGGAGGCAGUGGCGCGCCGGAUCCGAGGCCAGGAAAUCAACCUUAUGACCCCUGUGUCCUUCUAA
Molecule: messenger RNA, 11362 nt
Organism: Spirometra erinaceieuropaei
Lineage: Eukaryota; Metazoa; Platyhelminthes; Cestoda; Diphyllobothriidea; Diphyllobothriidae
Source: the annotation of a GenBank genome assembly